Molecule: messenger RNA, 3919 nt
Organism: Polyodon spathula (Mississippi paddlefish)
Lineage: Eukaryota; Metazoa; Chordata; Actinopteri; Acipenseriformes; Polyodontidae
Product: protein mono-ADP-ribosyltransferase PARP3-like
Exons: 11
Coding region: 364-1947 (527 amino acids)
Cellular component (GO): site of double-strand break
Molecular function (GO): NAD+ poly-ADP-ribosyltransferase activity
Source: RefSeq, a predicted model, not a curated record
AGAUCCAAACGUGUUCAGUUUAUAUGAUUUGGUGCUGUUGUAGCACAAUAACAUGUUAUGGACACCCAGUGUCAGACUUCGAGGUAUUAGUGGAAUCUGUUUGUAAAAAACGUCUUCUCACAACUUGACAAUAAUUUUGUAUCCCCCCCCAAAAAAAGCCAAUGAAGAAAGUGGACGCAAGGCAAGGAAGAGGUGGAGCAUCUGCGCCAUCUCAUCUGAUGCAGCCCUUUGCCUGGGCUAGUUCUGCUGUAUUUCCUGGUGAACAGUCUCGUGACAAUACUGUAUAGUAACUGUAUAAAAAGAAACCACACAAAACCACAGCUCAUCCUUAGCGCACAGCAAACGGUCACUAAAAUUUGAAGAAUGCCUCCUAAAAGAAAGGCAGCCUCAUCCACCAAAGCAAGGGGAAAAAAGGUGAAGGUGGAGCCCGAGGCUCCAGAAGAUGCCUUCAAAUCGGUUAAGGAGGCCCUAAAGGCUGCUCCAAAAGACAAGGCAAAGUGCAAGACAAAGAUCGAUGCUACUUGUGAAAUGAGCAGGGACUCUGCUGCCGAGAUUCAUGAAGAUUAUGACUGCAUGCUCAACCAGACCAACAUUGGAAACAACAACAACAAGUUUUAUAUCAUUCAACUAAUAAAGUCAGGGAAAAGAUUCUUCAACUGGAACCGAUGGGGCCGUGUGGGUGAAGUUGGUCAGUCGAAGCUUACGCCAUUUGUUGGAGUAUCUGAAGCAGUGAAGGACUUUGAGAAGAAGUUCAAAGACAAGACAAAGAACGAUUGGAACAAGAAGGACAAUUUCACUCCACACCCCGGGAAAUACACCCUGAUUGAAGUGGAGGGGGACGAGGAGGCUGAGGUCAAGAUUGAUACUGUUGAUGGAGUUAAAAAGGAAGUGCUCCCUUGCACACUGGACAAACCCACCCAGGAGCUCAUCAACCUCAUCUUCAGCAAUGAUAUGUUUAAUAAUGCCAUGGAGACAAUGAACCUUGACAUUAAGAAGAUGCCAUUGGGAAAGCUGAGCAAGGCACAGAUCGCCAAGGGGUUUGAGGCUUUAGAGGAGCUUGCAGAGUCCCUGAAGAAGAGGACUUCCAAGAAUAAACUGGAAGAGCUCUCCUCAAAGUUCUACACCAUCAUCCCUCACAACUUUGGGCGCAUGAGGCCCCCAGUUAUAGACACCCUGGAAAUAAUAACGGCCAAAAAAGAGAUGCUUCUGGUUCUGGCGGAUAUUGAACUGGUUCAAAGUCUCCAAGCAGAAAAGGACAAAGUUAAGGUGGAGGAGAUUGAAGCUGUGCCUCACCCACUCGACCAGAACUAUCUGCUACUGAAAUGUAACCUUUCACUGAUGGCUAAAGCUUCCAAAACAUACAAGGUAAUACAAAAAUACCUUGAUGAAACUGGACCACCGGGGGGAAAACUCAAGCUUCUCAAUGUGUGGGAAGUUGACAGGGAAAAGGAGGCAGAACGCUUUCAAGCUCAUGAUGACCUAGACAACCGUCGUUUGCUGUGGCACGGGACCAACGUUGCCGUGGUAGCGGCGAUUCUGAAGAGUGGGCUCAGGAUCAUGCCACAUUCCGGGGGUCGUGUAGGAAAGGGAAUUUACUUGGCAUCAGAGAACAGCAAAUCAGCAUGUUAUGUUCGACCCUCUGCCAGUAAUACUGGGAUCAUGUUUCUUACUGAGGCUGCGCUUGGGAAGGAGUUCAGCAUUGCAAAGGAUGAUUACACGCUGGAAGCGGCACCCAAAGGGUAUGACAGUGUGGUGGCACGGGGCAAGACAGAACCAGACCCUUCCAAGGAUACAGAGAUCAUUCUGGGUGGCAGGAAAGUGGUUGUUCCACAGGGGAAGCCUGUGCCUCAGCCGAAGUACAAAGACAGCUACUUCAGUCAGAGCGAGUACCUUGUCUACAAGGAGAGCCAAUGCCGGAUCCGGUACCUCCUGGAGUUGAAGUUUUGAGCAACCCUGUACUUCAUUUUCACCAUAGAUGAAUAGUAUGUGUAGCCUGUUCCUCGUAAAGAUAUGGUGAAUUAUCUUAUGACAGGGGCAAGUGUCCAAAAGGAACGGUGUAAUCGAACGGUGUAAGAUUAAAACAUUGCUGUUACAAUAACAAUCGUUCCCCUUUCCCAAAACAAAAACAGUGUCUCUAUGUUAAUACAGAAUGGGUAUACUAAUGACUCUUUUCUUCUGUUUGUUAAUGAUAAGGCACUUUCUGCAAACCCCUUUUAUCUGCAGCCUAUUUAAAUAUACGGAAUAAAUGAAGGACAAACAGUACAACUGUUGCAUGGUGUAGUAUACAGAACAUGUGAAAUAAACAGCCAUUUAAGUUCAUAUGGUCAUAGCAAAAUUUGCUAUAACAAUGGCACACAAAGUGGGUUUACAUGAUAGAAUGACAUAGAAGAGAACUAGAGUUAGUGCAGCUAGGUGUCCUAUAUGAAAAGCAUGCUUUACAAGUAAUGCUUUGAACUGUUUUGCAGACCAGCACCAUUUUUGGCAAGUAAAAGUGAAAAAGAUUUGCCAUUUUUUUUUUUUUUUUUUUUUUUAAUAAUACACUUUCAAAUUCCACUUUUCUUUUUUCCAGAUGUGAUUUUCAGUUGAUAGAAAAAAAGGGCAAGACCCACAUUUAAGGAAUUGUGCACAAGUUAAAUGAGAGUCCUGUUACCUUGACAGCAAGGUUAUAACUCUGAUUUAUGUUUUGCCAGAGGCGAUGGCAGAUGUUUCUUUUAUAACACUCUCCUUAAUUUUGCCUUAUCUUCUAUAGUCGUUCUCUUGCACAGAUUAUACUCUUUUUUGUUUUCAAAGUCUAAUAGAUACUGCAAAAUUACGAAUAAAGUUCCAAGGACCUUUUAUAACAUUUGGGUUUGUGGGAGGCAGAAACUCAAAUCUUGUGUUUGUCUGAAUUCUUCACCAGAUCCUUAGUUUAAUGUUGUAUGCUGAACUGGUAUAGUAAUGUAUAACAGUUGGUAAUGUAUCUUUUAAACAAGCAAUAUAUUAUUAGCAUUGUUUAUUUAUACGGCAUGUAGUAAAAUACACAGGAACAGCGCCUCUGUUUCUUGACUGUGCUUAUGCUAAUGUAUAGGUACCACUAAAGUAGUUAAACGCAAUACAUGGACCUUCGGAAUUUUUUGUUUGUGGAAGUGAGAUCAGAGUGAUGAUGCACCUGCCGCUGUCGUGUGGGGUCAUUGUUUUUGUUGGGAGAAAAAUCCAUCAUUUAAUUGUUCCCUAUUUAUAAAGCUAUAGCUCGUUGUAUUUAAACAACUUCCCCCCCCCCCCAAUGUCUGUUUUGUUUUUUUAAAUAGAGCUAAAAAAAAAAAAAAUCAAACAUUAUUUUGACUCGCUAGUUAUGCCUUAAUAUUAGUAGGGUCCAUACUGCAACAAAAAUAUGAAAUUAUUUGAAUGCAUUCCCUUUUUAAAUGUGGAUUCUGAAUCAUUGCCUAUAGCAGUUUCUGCAAAUUGGUUAUUGUUACCAUCAGUUAGAAAUCAUGACCAGUAAUACUUUCAGUUGCAGUCCAAAGCAAUUUGCUGUAACACAGGCCAAUUUGCAUCUGUAAUUAUGCUCACAAUAAUAGCUUUCCUGUCUAAUGAAGAGCGCUUGCUACUACCAUGUGUAACAAUGCUAUUUGUAUGUAUGUGUCUAUGCAUACAGAUUCCUUAUCCUUUUGCUGUUGAAAAUGUGCUGAAAUUAAAAAAAAAACCUGCCCCUACACCCAAUAUGUAUACAGCAAAGUGCCUUUAGCUGAGUCCCCUGUGUUCUGUGUUCUAGUCUGAAGGUGUAUCAUGAAUAUGAGUGGUAGGUAAUGAAAGGUCUUGUUAUAAGAUGAUACUUACUGUUGGUGAAGUCAUGCAGUAAAUGAGAUUGGGUUGAAUUGUAGUUAUGAUUGUAUUUGUAGAGUUGAAAUAAUAAUAAUAAUAAAAGUUGUUUCUCUUUUUG